Molecule: messenger RNA, 532 nt
Organism: Lagopus muta (rock ptarmigan)
Lineage: Eukaryota; Metazoa; Chordata; Aves; Galliformes; Phasianidae
Gene: TMEM243
Product: transmembrane protein 243
Exons: 4
Coding region: 176-532 (118 amino acids)
Source: RefSeq, a predicted model, not a curated record
UCUGUGUGUGUAUAUCUGUGUGUGUGAGCGCAGAGCGGGGCCGGGCCGGCAGCGGGGGCGGCGCCGCGGGCGUCGGAGCGGAGCGGUGCGGAGCGGUGCGGGCGCGGAGCGGUGCGGCUUACGGAGCGCAGCAUGAGGGCGCGCCCCCCCCGAGCUGCCCCAGCGCCCCCCCGCUAUGGAGGGCUUCGCCGCCCGGAGUUACGGCACGGGAGGGCCGGACAACCGCCCGCUGUUCGGGGAGACCUCGACCAGGGACAGGAUCAUCAAUCUAGUUGUUGGCAGCCUGACGUUCCUGCUGCUUGUAGUCACUCUGAUCAGUGCUUUUGUCUUCCCACAACUACCUCCAAAACCUGUGAAUAUAUUUUUUGCUAUCUGCAUCUUCUUGUGUUGCAUUUCUGCUGGCAUACUUAUCUACUGGUAUCGACAGGGAGACCUGGAACCUAAAUUCAGGAACCUAAUUUACUAUGUAUUGUUCUCUAUUGUCAUGUUAUGUAUAUGUGCCAACCUGUACUUCCAUGAAGUGGGUAAAUGA